AUGGAUGCAAGUCAACUCACAAACCCUGGUGUACAAAGUAACAUUGAGUCAUUAUUAAUGCGUGAAUUUGUACUUUUACGCCUCAGACUAAUAGCGGUUUAUGUUCAAGUGAGUCUAAUUGCUCUUGCGCAUUCUAGUGUAGUUUUUUUAUUUAUUAUUCUUACGAAUAUCACUGUUAUAUUUAAGACGAUUAAUGACGGCGUAAAGAUAAUUUCAUUCAUUAUAAAAUCCCCAACUUUGAACGCCAAAGCUAGACUGUGUUCAACCUUUGUACCUCGGUAA
This is a messenger RNA of Phytomonas sp. Hart1, 282 nucleotides long. The record is from the annotation of a GenBank genome assembly. NCBI's taxonomy places the organism in Eukaryota, Euglenozoa, Kinetoplastea, Trypanosomatida, Trypanosomatidae.